Paralichthys olivaceus (Japanese flounder) is the source of this 871-nucleotide messenger RNA. The record is from RefSeq and is a predicted model, not a curated record. Lineage: Eukaryota; Metazoa; Chordata; Actinopteri; Pleuronectiformes; Paralichthyidae.
CCGACGCGUCUGGGCACCAACACCCCACAGAGCUGCCUGACUUCAGCACCAGACCACCUCCCGCUCCUGUCCUCUGGCCCGGGGUCUGCAACAGAGAUUUAAUCCUUUCUCAUCCUCGUUUUUUAAAACCAAACCAAAGAAUUCCUCCAGUCUCCUCUCUAGCCUCAUUCAUGCGCUGCUGAGCCAGAGGAGCUGAAGAUGAAGAGCAGGUUGUCUCUGGCGGUGGCUGCCCUCCCGGCGCUGCUGCUGCUGCUGCUGUCCUCCUCCUCCUCCUCCCAGGCCCAGGACACAGUCGACCCUCCCUCAGAUUUGAGGUUUAAGAUUUUAAACGAGAACACGGUGCAGAUGAUCUGGAGCAGACCCAGGUCCAGGAUACAGGGCUACAGAAUACAAGUGACCUCAGAAACAGAAGAACCAACAAAAGAAUUUACGCUGCCUGCAUCUGCGACUAAGACGUCCAUCUCAAACCUGAGUCCAGAUGUGGGGUAUGUUGUAACGAUAUCAUCGUACGCCGGAUCGGAGGAGAGUCUGCCCAUCUCCGGCCAGAUCACACUUCAGUCCGGUGGCAGAGGUCCGUCCAGGAUGCCAGACCCUUCAGAAUCAGUCAAAUGCUCUGUGAGUGCCAUCGCUGAUCUUGUGUUUUUGGUGGACGGCUCCUGGAGCGUGGGCCGACCGAACUUCAAAUACAUCCGCAACUUCAUCUCGGCGGCGGCCGGAGCCUUUCAGAUCGGACAGGACAAGUCCCGUGUUGGUGUGGUGCAGUUUGGCAGCGACGCCAGAACUGAGUUCAACCUGAACAGAUACCUGACACGGGCGGCGCUGCUGCAGGCCGUCAGCUCGCUGCCGUACAAGGGAGGAGACACCAUGACGG